This is a messenger RNA of Symbiodinium sp. CCMP2456, 3900 nucleotides long. Lineage: Eukaryota; Dinophyceae; Suessiales; Symbiodiniaceae. The record is from the annotation of a GenBank genome assembly.
AUGGUCGGACGAUUGGCUCUUGCUGCAAGCUGCUUCCUCCUUCAGGCCAUUGCCCAAUGCACGCGCGGCCAGGCACACUGCAAGGCUCGAAAUCAGGGCCCAACUCUCCUGCAGGUGCACGUGCGCGAGUCUGUUCAGAAGGCGCCAGCUCCGGAACCCUCGAGUGACUUCGUCCUUCUUGAAAACGAAGAUGGCAAUUGCCUCAUGGCGGUGGAUGCUCCGAUGAAUGGCAUACGCCCCACCAUGGCAGUCUGUGAUGAAGACAACUUCUUGCAGAAGUGGGCCUACGACGAGAGCACAGGCUUAAUCCGGCACACUGGGGGAAAGUGCCUGGAUGCCUCUAUGAGAGAGGUGCUGGAAGGAUUGGUGCACCUCUGGGCCUGUGACAGCAGCAACCCGAACCAGAUGUGGGAGUGGGAUUCUGGCAACACUGGCAGGGUGAAGAACAAAUAUGGCAUUUGCCUGGACGCACCCCGUCCACAGGACGUGGGGAGUGGUGUGCACAUGUGGACCUGCGACGAGGCGAUCACCAAUCAGAGAUGGCACUUCGUCCCCGCCGGCACGGAGAAUUUCACCACGGCCGCGCCUUCCUCCACGAGCCAAGCCUCGACCUCUCCCGGGGAGACGACGAAGAGCACGACCGCAGGGCCGACGACUACUACGACCACGACACCCGAGCCGCUGUCUGCUUUUCGAAACUGCCAGCUGGAGCCACUGGUGGAAGGCUCCGGCUGCAAGCUCCUCGAGGUCGCCGAGGGCACGGAGUAUGAUUUGGGCGAGAAUGGGCAGGAGACAGCCGGCCGCCAUGCUUGCUUGAAGAAGCUUCGCAAUGUGUCGGAGGCAGACACCCUUGUCCACUCCCUCGGCCGGUGUGAACUCUGGCACUGCUCCACACUCGCCCGAGUUCGGAUGUCAUCUGGACCUGGCGGUGGCCUCUCCGAGUCCCCAUAUGCUGUAACUUUCAAAACUGCCAAUGGCCACUACAUCACAGCAGAGGAAGACGGAGCCAUGAAGGCUGAGGAGGAAACCUUUGUGCCCGAGGCCCUCUUCUUACUCAUGCCGGCGGAAAACGGCAAGUUCGUUCUCAAAGCACAGAACGACCGGUUCGUGAAAGCAGAACCGAGUGGUCAUCUUUCGGCGGUGACAGAGGCCUGGGAUGACUGGGAGGAGUUUGAUCUUGUGAAGCAUGACGGCGGCAAGGUCUCGCUGCGCAGCUUUCACAGCAAAUACGUAUCAGAAGGGAGCGGUGGAUCUGUAGCCGCCAAUGCGGCCUCUGCCACCAUGUUGGAACUUGUGAACCGCAGCCGACACGAUGGAUUCGAGAACCUGCAGUUUCACAAGACAGUGUCAGAUGAAGUCAGCCACUCAGUGUGCGCUAGGCCUGCCGAGCAAGCCGCGGUCCGAUGCUGCUCCAGCGAUGGUUCGGUGGCCAGUGAAGACCAGUAUGGGUGCCACGAGAGGAAGAACUAUUCCGAGGCAGAGGCGGUCUGCCAAGCUCAGAGCCUGGAGCUGUGCACAGAAGUCCAGGCCAAAAGCUGCCCUGGCUGCAGCACCUGUGGCUUUGAGACCAAGCAGGUUUGGACUUCUACAGCAUGCGAAGGCACGGAAGGGCUCACCCAGCGGCGUCUGAGCCAAAGGAACGACCACGCCGCCGUCGUCAGCAGGUUCUGCGGAUAUCAGCCGGGCAAAGGUGGCCUCCAUGGUGAGGAGGUAAGGUCCACCGUCUUCGUGAAAUUGAUGGAGUGGAACUACAACGACAUUGCCAAGGAGUGUGUGGAAUACCUGGCUCCCAAUGGCUUCGACGCUGUCCAAGUGGCGCCUGUCACUGAACAUGUACUGGGCUACCAGUGGUGGGUAAAAUAUCAGCCCGUUUCCGCCGGUCUAGACACACGCUCGGGAACGGAAGCGGAAUUCAGGGCGAUGGUGGCCACUUGCCGCUCUGUGGGCGUCCAGGUGAUUGUGGACAUCCUCAUGAACCACAUGGCCUCUCCUUGCAAGGCAGCGCGAAAAUUGAAGAAGAAACAAAAAAACUGGUCCGAGGAAGAAGACAUGCCUUGCGUCGGCUGGGGUGGCAGCCGCUAUGGCAACCGACUCCAAAAGGGGGCACGAGGAUGGGACGCCGCGAACCCCAAGCAUUUCCAUCACAAGAAGGAGGACACCACCCAGCCUCAAUGCAAGGUGGGGCCGCAGACUGGGUGGCUCUGCCCCGACGAUGACUGCACGCCCUGUGACAUGCGACUUGACUUUGCGUGGAGUCAGAUCCCCAUGCCUUGGUGGAGCCAGAGCCACUUGAACCGCUUGGACCUACUCCGUGGUCGAGAUCAAGAGGUGCAUCCGCCAAGUGCUUUGCCCGAGAAGAUGAGCCAGGCGUCCAGUCCGUGGACUUUGCCGCUCCCUCCACCACUUCCCAACCUGCAAGAAUGCAUGGCGAUGGACGGGGAGGUGCGACGCCCCAGUCCCAACUGGGACCUCGAGCACUUUGACUUGGAGCCCGCUUACGUCCGCUUGGAAGCUGGCCCUGCCGUGAGGGCGUCAGGGCGUGGCAAGUGCCCAGCUCCCUGGCUCUUCGAGAGCCCAAGCAGCCCAAACAAGCCGAGCCCAGGAGUACCAGGAGCUUCCGUUCCCAGCGACCCGGGGCUCUCAGGGCAGCGGCUGAAGCGAGUCCUCCAUGUCAAGCAGGCUCCGAUUUACAAGUAUGGGGAGUGGUGUGCCCAUUGGGCCGAGAAAGGUGGGAGGGCUCCCAGCGAUCCCAUGACGCCACGCUCCGACUUGACAAAAUCCGAGUUUGACGUGCAGUACGGGGCUUGGAGGAAGGCCCUGGUAGAAGGGCCUCCGCAAGGGCGGGGUGCCCGAAUCCUUGAGCUCGACCAGCACUUGUAUGCCUUGCCUGACUACGCGACAGAGCUGAAAGAGGUUCGGGAGAUGCAGGCCAAGCAUUUGGAGGAGCUCUUUCACAUUGGCGUGACUGCGCUUCGUGUGGAUGCAGCUAUCUACCAUCAUGUCUAUGAGCUGGCGGACAUGCUCAAUGGGCUUCCGUGGGAUCUCGUCUACCAGGAGUGGUGGGGCGAAUAUCCGCCACAUGAUCGUACCGAGUAUGUCGGCCUGUACCGGGAUGUGGCCUACCGCUGGCAUUUGGUGAAUCGGUUGGCGGGCAAGAACGCCACGGAUCUGCCGGAGCUCCUGGAACUCGAUGGUGGCGUCUUCGGCAUCACUCAGGACAUGGCCGUCUAUCCUUUCGCCUACCACGACGGGCGCAGCAAGGAUGCGGAUCCCGAAAUCGCUACCUACAAGAACGGGCUGGCCUUCCACCAGCAGCAGAAGUUCUUCCUGUCCUGGCCGUUCGGGGAGAAAGUGCUGAUCUGGGGUGGCUACGGAUGGCGGGAUACGAACCAUGGGCCGCCAGGCUGCGAUAAGUCGGACGGUGACCACUGCACGCCAGACGCCGUCUACGAUGAGGACGGACACGCCCAGUGCAUGCCGGCCCCAACGGUCUCUCCUCUACCCAAGUCGGCUGCCAGAGAGCGGCGGUGGAUUUGUGAACACCGAUGGCAGGGUGUGGCGGGCAUGAUGCACUUUCGAAAGGCCUGUCGACAACAUGCGGUGUCAGAGAAGUGGGAAGGUGGAAAGACUGAAGGCAUCGGCAUCGGCCGUGUUGCCUUCCGCCUGGGUAGUGACUGCUUCGUCGCACUUACGCGUGGCAGGAGAGAGGACGAGGAUGAGGAUGUGGCUGGGGUUGGUGGGACUUGGGACCUGACAGGCCUCAAGAUCGCGCUGCCCCAGGGUCGAUACUGCGACAUGUCCUCGCUCCACACGCAGAAGGGUUGGGACCAAAGCAGUUGUCCCAGGGAGGUGGAGGUGGAUGAGGAAGGAGUGAUCCAGCAUGGCUCCGUCACACAGGGA